AUGCACCUCGCUCUCCUCCUCCCCCGCAUUCGUCUCUCGCCGGCCGCCAUGCCCAGCACCCGCUCCGCCUCCGCCUCCAGGCUGCUGGUCCGCGCCGACCUCAACCCAGUUGUACGAGAAGUCAAACGUGAAUCCAGUGUUUCUUUUGACAUUUCAAAGCCUGAAGCAACUGCUUCUGUUAAGAGGAAAAGGGUGAAGCGAGAACUUGAAGUAAACGGGGAGCAUCAUAAGAAGCAGGUUCGUAUUGUCCCUGACAUCGAGGAUUUUCGAUACGAAAAGACCAAAACAUUGACAUCGUCAAGUAAGGCAACAGCAUCUUUGGUCAAGGUGGAAAAAAAGGUCAGAGUUUCUUCAGUUAUAAAAGUUGGAGCUCCAGAUAACUGGGAGGCAGUUCUUGGAGGCAUUAAAAGCAUGAGGUUAUCUGGUGGAGCCCCCGUAGAUACGAAGGGCUGUGAAAAAGCUGGUUCUCUCCUUCCACCCAAGGAAAGAAGAUUUGCAGUUCUGAUAUCAACUAUGAUGUCAAGCCAGACAAAAGAUGAAGUUAACCAUGCUGCUGUGGAACGCCUCUCUGAAAACGGUUUACUUGAUCCCGAUGCUAUAGUGAGGACUGAUGAGACCACACUUGCAAAUCUUAUCAAACCUGUCGGAUUCUAUCAGAGAAAGGCACAGUUCAUAAAAGAAGCUUCUAAAAUUUGUCUUGAACGUUUUGGAGGGGAUAUUCCAGAUUCUUUGAAUGAGCUGCUUGCUCUGAGAGGAGUUGGCCCUAAAAUGGCUCAUUUGGUGAUGAGCAUUGCUUGGAAGAAUACUCAAGGAAUCUGUGUUGACACUCAUGUGCAUCGCAUUUCUAACCAACUUGGGUGGGUUUUUCGGGAAGGAACAAAACAGAAAACUACGACACCGGAACAGACAAGAAUUUCUCUAGAGAAAUGGCUACCCAAGGAUGAGUGGGAACCUAUAAAUCCAUUACUGGUUGGAUUUGGGCAAACUAUCUGUACUCCACUGAGGCCCAAAUGCGACAAGUGUGGCAUCAAUAACCUUUGCCCUUCUGCUUUUAAGGAAUCAUCAAGCCCAAAUCCAAAGCAAAAGAAAACAAGGUCUCCAUAG
Messenger RNA from Miscanthus lutarioriparius, 1104 nucleotides. Lineage: Eukaryota; Viridiplantae; Streptophyta; Magnoliopsida; Poales; Poaceae. The record is from the annotation of a GenBank genome assembly.